Falco peregrinus (peregrine falcon) is the source of this 1431-nucleotide messenger RNA. RefSeq names its product selenoprotein T (gene SELENOT). Gene Ontology annotation, cellular component: endoplasmic reticulum membrane. Gene Ontology annotation, biological process: cell redox homeostasis. The record is from RefSeq and is a predicted model, not a curated record. Gene Ontology annotation, molecular function: thioredoxin-disulfide reductase (NADPH) activity. NCBI's taxonomy places the organism in Eukaryota, Metazoa, Chordata, Aves, Falconiformes, Falconidae. The transcript is spliced from 6 exons.
CUGGGGCGGGGCCUGGCGCUCGCGUGCCCUUGGUGCGGUGGCUCGCGCGCUCCCGCGGCGGCGGCGAGAUGCGGGCGGCGGGGCGGCGGCUGCUGUUGCUGCUGCUGCUGCUGGCGCUGGCGGCGGGCCCGGGUGGCGGCUCGGCGGAGCAGGGCGGCCUGCCCGCCAAGAAGCUGCGCAUGGCCUACGCUACCGGGCCGCUGCUCAAGUUCCAGAUCUGUGUCUCCUGAGGCUACAGGCGGGUGUUUGAGGAGUACAUGCGGGUUAUUAGCCAGCGGUACCCAGACAUCCGAAUUGAAGGGGAGAACUACCUUCCUCAACCUAUAUAUAGGCACAUAGCAUCCUUCCUGUCUGUCUUCAAACUAGUAUUAAUAGGCUUAAUAAUUGUUGGCAAGGAUCCAUUUGCUUUCUUUGGCAUGCAAGCUCCAAGCAUCUGGCAGUGGGGCCAAGAAAAUAAGGUUUAUGCUUGUAUGAUGGUCUUCUUCCUGAGCAACAUGAUUGAAAACCAGUGUAUGUCAACAGGUGCAUUUGAAAUAACUUUGAAUGAUGUUCCAGUGUGGUCUAAGCUGGAGUCUGGCCACCUUCCUUCCAUGCAACAGCUUGUACAAAUUCUUGAUAAUGAAAUGAAGCUCAACGUGCAUAUGGAGUCAAUGCCUCAUCAUCGAUCAUAGCCCCAUCUAUCAGCACUGAAACUUCUUGCAUUAAGUGGUGGUUUCCAAAGGCAGCGUGGCUCAGACCCAUGAAGGCCUGUACUGAAGACAGCACGCUGUUAGUACAGACUGGAUGCUUCUCUCGCAGCCACGUUGUGCCUCCUGAAAAAAAACUUAAUGAAAGACCUCUUUCAGUGUUGGCAUGUUUCUGGAUACUGCACAGUCAUGGAGUGCAAUAAUACUGUAUAGUUUUUUUAAGAUUUCAUUCGACCAGUUCAUAGCUCAACAAUGCAGGCAUUACUAAUUGUAACUUAUUUUAUAUUCAUGUUUCACACAAUGGCAGAUUGAGUUGAUACCUAGUUUUUCCUCAGAAAAAAGAAGUUUGUUUAAUCUGUUGUAUUUUAUAUGAAUUUAUGUUCUUUUUGUAGUUUAAAAUGAAGUUCUAGGAGUGUCUGAUAUUGUCCUAAACUGCUAAGUAAUUGACAGCUGUCAAAUAUCUCUAAUGUGGUUAAAGCAGGUUUGUAUAUUUUUCAAAAUAUAUGGCAGAGUUGAACAGUGCAUUAUAUACUAAAUUAUAUAAACAAAAUUAUAUGCAGGGUAGUUACAUCAUUUUGUGAGUUCAGUAAAAAUUAAGGUCAGUUGCUGUUUUAAAUUGUGUUGGCCAGCUGAAGAUGUUUUCUUCUUGACCAUUCUGAAGAGAUGAAAAGCUGGGCCUUUCUACUGUCCUAAAUAGAAACCAAGAAAGUUAAUUUAAAUAAAGAGUUCUCAUUUACUGUGUGAA